CAUCAAUGAUCCAAACCUUUUUCUUUUCCACAACUGUGAUGUCUGGUGUGUUGUGUUCCAGAACUUUGUCAGUCUGGAUUCGGAAGUCCCACAGUAUCUUUGCGUGUUCAUUUUCCACGAUCUUUGCUGGUUUGUGAUCCCACCAGUUCUUGGCUGCUGGGAGGUGGUACUUGAGGCAUAUUAUUAUUAUUAUUAUUAUUAUUAUUAUUAUUAUUAUUAUUAUUAUUAUUAUUAUUGAACUUUACUAACCCGCCUCAAGCCACAAGGAGAGGUGGGUAAGAAAUAAAACUGUUGUUGUUGUUGUUGUUGUUGUUGUUAUAUUUCAUUGGCCAGCUGCACCUGACAUGUGGAUACACAUUUCCUUGUUCCCGACCACCAAGGGCUUUCUGCACCUUUGUACAUGUGUGCAAAAGCACAUUUGUGCAAGAGAGAGCUGAAAUUAGGUGCAUGACUCAGAUGUCUGUCGGCAUCUUGCAGGUCUGAGAUGAUGCCCGUCCAUAACUUUACGUGACACAAGCGACAGCGAUAUGUGUGUGAGCGAUACACACACCCAACACUUUGCACGUGCAGGAUUGUCAACACUGGGUAUUAUAAAUGCACAUUGAAAGCAUCUUAGAGGAAAUGGCCUUUUAAUUUGGUGGCUAAGUGCCUCCUUUCCUGAUUUAACUAUCUUUCCCUUUUGGGAUGGAUGGAUGUGGGAAACGGUGCCCAGGAGUGGGAUGUGGGUCUCUGGCCUUGGAUUGAAGUGCUUUUAGGUAAUUGGAGGCGUCUUUGGUUCUUGAGAUUGGCGGGGGGGCAAAUGCACCGCACCGCAAGGCUCCUCUCCACUUCCACACCAAACUCCCAAAUCCAUCCCGGCACUCUGCAAGACAAGAGCCGUAUUUGUGUUGUCUUUGCAAUCCAACACAACCUUUGGGUGAAUUACCCCCCUCCGCCGCCGCCGCCGGCCCUGGCCAUCUGCCCCCCGGACCACCAUGGCUCCAUGCCCGUAGUCUGCUACCCGUCCAAGGAAUCCAUCCUGAGCCCGGGACCCCCCGAACACACCACAGUGAUGCGCCGCACCACGAUCUUGGCCCUCUUCUCGGUGGUCCUGAUUUACCUGGUCACGGGCGCCUUUGUCUUCCGCCACCUGGAACACCCCCACGAGGUCCGGCAGCAGGUGACACUCCAGGCCCACCUGGACCGGUUCCUACGGCUGCACCCGUGCGUCGCUCCCGAGGAGCUGGAGGACCUCAUCCAGCAAGUCACCGAGGCCAUGGGAGCCGGCGUGAACCCGGUGGUCAACAACACAGGCAUCAACAACUCCCACUGGGAUAUGAGCAGCGCCUUUUUCUUCGCCGGCACCGUCAUCACCACCAUCGGAUUCGGGAACAUUUCCCCCAAGACCGAUGCCGGCCGGCUCUUCUGUAUCUUCUACGCUAUUGUGGGAAUCCCUCUCUUCGGGAUGCUGCUCGCGGGAGUCGGAGACCUUUUGGGAUCCUCUCUCCGGAAAGCCAUUGGCAAAGUGGAAGACGUUUUUUUGAAGUGGCAGGUCAGCGCGACCAUCGUGAGGGUCCUCUCGGCCUUGCUCUUCAUCCUCAUCGGCUGCCUCCUCUUCGUCUCUUUGCCGACCAUCAUCUUCCAGCGCAUCGAAGGCUGGACCCUCCUGGAGAGCAUCUACUUCGUGGUCAUCACACUCACCACCAUUGGCUUCGGCGAUUACGUCGCAGGUGAUACGAAAAGCAGCGAGCACAUCUGGUACCAGCCGAUGGUGGUGGUUUGGAUCCUGCUGGGCUUGGCUUAUUUUGCCUCCAUCCUCACCAUGAUCGGCAACUGGCUGCGGGUCCUGUCCCGGCGCACGAGGGCGGAGAUGGGAGAUUUCACAGCGCACGCUGCCUCCUGGACAGGGAACGUGGCCUCCCAAAUCCGUGUCCCGAACAUGGCGUUUCCAGACAAGCUGCACAGGAUGGGCACCUUGAAAGGGAAGCCGCUGUCGCCGUCAGCCAUCAUUCCGCAAGGGGAAAGCCAAGAGCUGGCGACGCCUCCGGCCCAACCGGAGCCAUUGCCGGCGCCAGCCUUAGCACCAUCACCACCAUCACUGCCUCCGGCACCGUGUCCGAGUCCAUCUCCUCGCACGUUGCAACGUGUGGCCCAAAUGAACGCCCGCAACGCCGCGAUCUUGCGACCCAUCGACUACGCGGGCGAAAACCUGGCUUUCAUCGACGACAGUUCGGAUGCGCUGAGCGACGGAGGGCCGCCUUCUGCCCGGCCGCCCCGCCGCAUGCGUCCUCGGGCCCGACACCGAGUCAACGCCGACGAGCCAGCAGGAUUGCCCAUGAUCCUGCUGAGCCGGACCCGAGACAAAGGCGAGGCCGUUUAAGGACGGGACCAGGAUGGCGCCUGGUUUGGAGCAAUGUCCCUACACGUGGUGCAGUUCCCUUUACUCCAUCGUUGUGCCCAGGAACUCAAGAUGUCUUCGAGCUUCUUUCCACAAGGUGCUAACUGGAGCGUGCCCUUACUCGGAUCUUAUUCCCCCUCUUUUACUGCCAGGUCGACGCCCUUCCUUUUGACGCGGGGAAGUUUGCCUUCUUUUUGCACCCCUUACUUGGGGUGGGGUGGACGCCGUCCCUUCUGCAUGAUGCUCCUGACAGCCUUAUCCCCCCUGUGGCACCCGAGUGUAAACCAGUGAUUCCCAAAGUGGGCGCUACUGCCCCCUGGUGGGCGCUGCAGUGAUCCAGGGGGGCGGUGAUGGCAUCUAUUAGGGCACAGGGGCAGGGCUAGGAGAGGGGCGGGGCCUCUUCCCAAGUGCCGGAGACAAGGCUGAGAAUCUAUACCUCUCCUGAGGCGCCUGUUAGGACACAGGGGGCAGAGCUAGGGAAGGGGGCGGAGCCUCUUUCCAAGAGCCUGAGAUAGGGCUGAGCCUCUAUACCUCUCCUGAGAGGCCUUUUAGGACUAAAGGGAGGGGCUAGGGGUGGGAGUGGGGCCUCUUCCCAAGAGCCUGAGACAGGGAUGAGCCUCUAUACCUCUCCUGAGAGGACUUUUAGGACUAAAGGGAGGGGCUAGGGGCCUCUUUCCAAGAG
Anolis carolinensis (green anole) is the source of this 3059-nucleotide messenger RNA. RefSeq names its product potassium two pore domain channel subfamily K member 4 (gene kcnk4). The record is from RefSeq and is a predicted model, not a curated record. The transcript has 7 exons. The coding region runs from base 689 to 2359 and encodes 556 amino acids. Gene Ontology annotation, molecular function: potassium ion leak channel activity; outward rectifier potassium channel activity. Lineage: Eukaryota; Metazoa; Chordata; Lepidosauria; Squamata; Anolidae. Gene Ontology annotation, biological process: potassium ion transmembrane transport; stabilization of membrane potential. Gene Ontology annotation, cellular component: plasma membrane.